Vidua macroura (Pin-tailed whydah) is the source of this 2625-nucleotide messenger RNA. Its product is annotated as ovalbumin-related protein Y-like. NCBI's taxonomy places the organism in Eukaryota, Metazoa, Chordata, Aves, Passeriformes, Viduidae. Gene Ontology annotation, biological process: negative regulation of endopeptidase activity. The record is from RefSeq and is a predicted model, not a curated record. Gene Ontology annotation, molecular function: serine-type endopeptidase inhibitor activity. The coding region runs from base 756 to 1922 and encodes 388 amino acids. The transcript is spliced from 7 exons.
CUUUCUUUCUUCUUCCUCUAUUGCUUUAAUAUUUCAUUUACUAUUAAAAGACAAAAUUGAAUUUGUUUAAAUUCCAGGGGUUAUGUAAGAUAUUCUCUGAAUGAAAUCAAGGAGUGCAGAAUGUUCAAAUGAUCCCAUCAUUCUACAGUUCUGUGUUAUCUUUAAUAGUUACAUUUUCAAAGAUAAAUGACAAUGAACCCCCCCAAGCAUUUGCUUCAUGAAUCUGUUUUUUCACCGGGAACAAAGACAGAGCUUAAAGCCUAAAAUAUAAUAGUAGGCAGAAUAGGUAAAUAAUAAAAAAUCUACCUUAUAUCACCUAUACAAUCAGUUCAAUUUAGAGAGAAAAUGAACAUCCAUUCUAUCAGGGGAACAGUUAGAUGCAUUGUUGUUCAAAUUAUCUCACAUGAGGAGAUGACUGUCACAUGAAGAUAUUGAUUCCAUAAGGGACCGUGAUACAUAUGGCAGAGUACCCUGGAUUUUGUUCUCUAGCAGCUGCACACUGUCUGUGUGUCUAGUCUGUGUUUUCUUCUUUCACCAGCCUAUGCACAGCUGGCAGAUGUCCAGCACUUUGAUUGCUCAUGAAUCCAAAAGCAUAUCUGCCUUUUAAAUCCACACCACUGGAUUCUGUUUGCUGAAAAAACCCUGUGCACUAAGUUUAGGGUUCACGUACACUGAAUUUUUUGCAUUACAAUUGACCUAUUUCACCACAGUAAGUCAGACUCUUUCUGUUUCCAUCAGACAACAGGGAUUUCACAAUGGGCUCCAUCAGCGCAGCAAAUGCAGAAUUUUGUUUUGAUGUAUUCAAAGAGGUGAAAUUCCACCGCAGCAAUGACAACGUGCUCUUUUCCUCCCUGAGCAUGCUGUCAACCCUGGCUCUGGUGUAUAUGGGAGCAAGGGGUAAGACUCAAUCUCAGAUGGAAAAGGUUCUUCACUUUGAUAAUGUUACAGGAGAUGGAGACAUUUCUGACUCCCAGUGUGGCACUGCUGAGUACAUCCACAAAUCAUUCAAGGAUCUCCUCUCAGACAUCAGCAGGCAAAAUGCUACUUACUCACUCAGGAUUGCUGACAGACUCUAUAUUGAAAAAACAUACCCUAUUCUUCAGGAAUACGUAAGGUGUGCAAAAAAAUUCUACAAAGCAGAGCUGGAAGAAGUUGACUUCAAAACAGCUGCAGAGGAAGCAAGACAGCUCAUCAAUUCCUGGGUGGAGAAAGAGACAAAUGGACGGAUCCAAGACUUCCUUGGGUCAGACUCUGUUGAUCUCAAUACUGCGCUGGUCUUUGUGAAUGUCAUUUACUUCAAAGGGAUAUGGAAAACUGCAUUUAAAGAAGAGCACACUCGGGAAGAGCCUUUCAAUGUGACCGAGCAAGAGAGCAGACCCGUGCAAAUGAUGUGUCAGAACAGCACCUUCAGAGUGGCAAGAGUGGCUGAAGACAAAAUUAAGGUCCUGGAGCUUCCGUACGCCAGUGGAGAGCUGAGCCUGUUGGUGCUGCUGCCUGAUGACAUCUCUGGCCUGGCACAGCUUGAGAACAAAAUCAGCUAUGAAAAACUCAUGGAAUGGACCAGUCCCAAGGUGAUGGAAAAGAAGAGAGUAAAAGUGUACCUCCCACGCAUGAAGAUUGAGGAGAAAUAUAACCUCACAUCUGUCCUGACAUCCUUGGGUAUGACUGAGGUGUUCAGCCCCUCAGCCAACCUCUCUGGCAUCUCUUCAGCAGAGAGCCUGAGGGUAUCUGAGGCCAUGCAUGAGGCAUACAUGGAAGUCACUGAAGAGGGCACUGAGGCCGGUGGCUCAGAGGUUGUGACUGAGGACAUCCAACAUUCCUCUGAGUUUGAAGAGUUCAGGGCUGACCACCCAUUCCUUUUCUUGAUCAAACACAAUCCAAGUGACAUGAUCCUUCUCUUUGGUAGAUAUUGUUCUCCCUAAGGAGAAAAAGGGCUGGAAAUAAUGCUUGCCUACCCCUAAGAAACAGACCACCUUUACUCUAGUAUUGUAGUAUAAUCUCAUCUCUUCACUAUCUCUAAGUGGAAAGCCAUUAAUAUCUAGGGAGAUAUUCCUGAAGAAGUCUGUGACUUUUCAGAUCUUUGGGUGCAGAUAUUUCUGCUUACACAAGUUGUACUUAAGACUUAUAUCCAGGACUAAAUGAGAACUUCAAGAGGUAGCUUAGAAGUAUUUUCCACUGUGAUUGAAUAACUUGAGAUUCAGGACCAGUGUUUUGAUUCUUGUGAGAAAUUCUGACACUGAUAUUGAGAGUCUGGUUUUUCUACGGGAAUUCUCUGAAAUAAACACAGCUUUUAGAAUAAUCCUGUUCCUCUCUGUUAAACUUGUUGGGCAACCAUACUUGAACUGAUGCCUGGUCAACUUGCAGAUGGAAUUCUUAAUUUCAGCAAAUCAUUCUUCUUUGAGUAAUGCAUUUGUGCUUCUUUGUGCUGCACAUACUGUAAGGCUAAGGUGUUGUUCUGAGGGGGCAUACAGAAGGUUUACCAUUUCUUUUUAAAUCAUCAUAUCCAAACACAACACCUUCCUGACUGAUACAAUUUUCCAUCUUCAUUCCUGUGAUAUGUCAUUGAUUUUGUGAAUAUCAAUUGUUGGUCCUUCUAUUUAUUCUAAUAAAAGCAUUGCAAUCUAA